Molecule: messenger RNA, 1347 nt
Organism: Drosophila ananassae
Lineage: Eukaryota; Metazoa; Arthropoda; Insecta; Diptera; Drosophilidae
Product: phenoloxidase-activating factor 2
Exons: 4
Coding region: 19-1221 (400 amino acids)
Biological process (GO): proteolysis
Molecular function (GO): serine-type endopeptidase activity
Source: RefSeq, a predicted model, not a curated record
GUUGACAUUGGCAGGGCUAUGACUCAGUUCGGUUGGAUACAGUGGCUGCAGUGGCUGACUCUCGGUGUAGGAGGAAUCGGUGGUCAGGCCUGGAGCUUCGGGCCAGCCCAGCCCGACUCCGGCCGGGAGCCCCAGCCGAGUGAUGUGGCCAGUACGGCGAACCAUACGAUUCUCACCAGACAACUAAUUGUGGGCACUUUGGUGCCGCCCCAACUUCCGCCGGGCACCUGGCCACCUGUGCCCUCGAUUGUGAACCCCGGAACCUCCAGCUACUGCCGGUGCGUGCCACCCGGGUCCUGUGCAAAUCCUCUUCCCACCGUGCCCACCGAUGGAAGUGGCCAGCUGGAUAUCAGAAUCGUCAAUAAUGGGGCCUAUCCAACCAUUCCCUCCUCAGCUUCAACGCUGACCUGCAGCUAUGGCCUGGUGGCCUGCUGCCAGGCGGGAAGCUAUCAGUGCGGCCGCCGCUUCCCACCCCCGCCCGGCGCCUCCUCUGCUGGAGCUGGACAGGCCAGUUACGGGGCAUAUCCUUGGCAGGCUGCCCUUCUCACCACCGCGGAUGUUUACCUAGGAGGAGGGGCACUGAUCACUGCUCAGCACGUCCUCACCGCCGCCCACAAGGUCUACAAUCUGGCGCUUACUUCCUUCAAGGUCCGUCUAGGAGAGUGGGAUGCCAGCAGCACCAGUGAACCGAUUCCCGCCCAGGACGUCUACGUCUCGAACGUGUACGUGAACCCGUCGUUCAAUCCCAACAACCUGCAGAACGAUGUGGCGAUCCUGAAGCUGAGCACGCCCGUUUCCCUAACCAGCAAAUCCACGGUGGGCACCGUCUGCUUGCCCACCACCAGUUUCGUCGGCCAGCGCUGUUGGGUGGCCGGCUGGGGGAAGAACGACUUCGGACCCACCGGAGCCUACCAGGCCAUCAUGCGGCAGGUGGACGUCCCGCUCAUCCCCAAUGCCAACUGCCAGGCCGCUCUCCAGGCCACGCGCCUUGGCUCUUCCUUCGUCCUCAGCCCCACCAGCUUCAUCUGCGCGGGCGGCGAAGCCGGUAAGGACGCCUGCACGGGCGACGGCGGCUCUCCGCUGGUCUGCACCAGUAAUGGGAUCUGGUAUGUGGUGGGUCUGGUGGCCUGGGGCAUCGGCUGUGCCACGGCCGGGGUGCCGGGAGUCUAUGUGAACGUUGGCACCUACCUUCCCUGGAUUCAGACCACCCUGACGCUGUAGGAGCAGCCAUUUUGUUGAUCAAAUGCGGUUUUAUUUUUUAUUUGUUAAAUUAUUAUUUAACUUUAUUUAACUUGGCUGAACACAUAUUUCUUUUAAAUAUAAAAUGAUACUUGUUUUUGAGCUUUA